UUUGGUAUUAGGACGGUCGCGUCCGGGCUCGGGGCUGGCCUGAGCCCUUGGGUCUCUGGUGACGGGUAGAGGCGGCCGCAGGCUCAGGACCUGCUCGUUUCCGCCUCGGACGCCACGGGCUGACCUUGGCCGCUGCUCGUUGGCUGUUCUUGCUGACCUUGGUCCAGGGUCGGAGCCGAUGGCAGCUUGGGCCGCCGUCAGCCUGAGCAGGGUCGCUGCCCGGUGCUUGCCGGGGGCGCGAGGCCCCGGGGUCCGGGCGGCUCUUCUGCCCACCCUCGCGGCUUCCCAGCCUGAGCCCACGGGCUGUACCCCCGCUCUGGGCAGGACGCUGCACCUCACCGCGGCGGUCCCCGCCGGGCACAACAAGUGGUCCAAAGUCCGGCAUAUCAAGGGUCCCAAGGACGCCGAAAGGAGUCGCAUCUUCUCCAAGCUCUGUUUGAGCAUCCGCCUGGCAGUUAAAGAAGGAGGCCCCAACCCUGAGCACAACAGCAGUCUGGCCAACAUCUUAGAGGUGUGUCGCAGCAAGCACAUGCCCAAGUCAACGAUUGAGGCAUCGCUGAAAAUGGGGAAAAACAAGGAUGUUUAUUUGCUGUAUGAGGGCCGAGGCCCUGGUGGCUCUUCUCUGCUCAUUGAGGCAUUAUCUAACAGUGGCUCCAAGUGCUAUUCAGACAUCAGACAUAUCCUGAACAAGAAUGGGGGAAUGAUGGCUGAUGGAGCUCGCCACUCUUUUGACAAAAAGGGGGUGAUCGUGGUUGGAGUGGAGGACAGAGAGAAGAAAGCUGUGAACCUAGAGCAUGCCCUGGAGCUGGCAAUCGAAGCAGGAGCUGAAGAUGUCAAGGAAACUGAAGACGAAGAGGAAAAGAACAUUUUUAAAUUUAUUUGUGAUGCCUCUUCACUGCAUCAAGUGAGGAAGAAGCUGGACUCCCUGGGCUUGUGUUCGGUAUCCUGUUCACUAGAAUUCAUCCCCAACACAAAGGUGCAGCUGGCUGACCCCGACCUGGAGCAGGCCGCCCUUCUCAUCCAGGCUCUUGGCAGCCAUGACGACGUGAUCCAGGUCUAUGACAACAUUGAGUAACCAGGCUCUAUGUGCCCCUGGGUGCCUUCUUAGGCAACUGGCAGCUCAUUCUGGAGCACAGGCUUCUGCAGCGACUCUGAGACUGAAGCAGAUUGGAGGCCUAGCAGGUUAGGAGGCAUAAAACCAAGACAUGCAGCUUUGUGGCCAAGGGAAUCACCAACUCCGUGGGGCCUCUUUGUCAGCUCUGCUGGUGUCUCAGAGCCCUCCUGGCUGCAGGGUGGAGCCAGCCGGCUAACCAGACUCUGAUCUUAGGAAGUUGGCCCUUGUGGGCAUGGCAGGUGCCCUGAGGGCCCUUGUACUAGAAACUGCUCUUAAAUAAUGUGACUGAUCUGAGUUGCUACACUCCUGUUGUGUGGCUCUUGAGUUUUCCUGGGUUUUUAUCCAGCUGUUGGGAUGCUCUUGACUUCCUUUGAAGUCUGUAGGUUUAGUUUCACUACUCCAGUCCCAGCCCUUUUUUUUUUGACCAGAGAAAUGUAGCUCUCUACAGGCACCACUCUGUGCUCUAAUGCUGGUCUGGUGGCCUAAAGCUGUCAUUAAUCAUGCAAAUAGUAUUUGUCAAACACCUGUGUACCAGGAACUGCACUUAACCAGGAGCACAAGCUGUUCAGUUGGUGCCCUGUGUUAGAUCCUGCUCUAAGACAUAGGACCUCAGAGGUCAGACACAGGACUGCUGUCUGCUGGAACUACCCUAGGGCAGUGUGAACUGCUGUGCGUGCAUCCUUGUUCUCUUCUUGGGGCCUCUGUGCCCUCCUUCUGCCAGACAGCUUAAGGCUCUAACACAGUAGGAAAUCAAGUGCCAAUGAUAAGGGACUCCCAGGCCCUGCUUCACCCAGGCCCCAUGUGUUCUGAGAUUGGUCAGAGCAGACCUGUCAGCAGGUUGGACUGCUCUCAGGAAAGGCUACGCCAAGCUGGCUUUGAAAGCUACUUGAUCGCCAGAAUGCCCGCCCUAGCUCCUUUUCAUCCCUGCUGCCAAAUGAUGCGGCACGGAACUGGAGAGGAAAUGAGAGUAGAAGGAGGGUGAAGGACUGAGUCAGAGCCUAGCCAGCUGGGAAAGAGGACCCUUCGUACCUUUGGCUCCUAAGUGUCACUUUUGGGUUUAGAGAGACCGGGAGUGCCAGUCACCUGUGCAGGGGCCUGUCACACAUGUCAGGCCUGGAGUGGCUUUUUGAUCAUUUAUUCUCCCUUAAUUCGUUCUGUACUAGGCAGGACCCAGAAGACUUGGUCAUCAGGUGGAGAAGGGGCCCUUUGUCCCAUUUUUCCCUUCUAUAGCCAUAUGAUGUCCAGGUCUUAAAAUGUAGCACCAGGACUGGAAUCUUAAAUGAUGAGCAACGUCUUUGCAUCCCCUAAACUGCAAUCAGGGCAGAAAGAAGGGGAUGGGGAUAUGUUUGGAUUUUUUCCCUUGC
This is a messenger RNA of Neomonachus schauinslandi (Hawaiian monk seal), 2478 nucleotides long. RefSeq names its product translational activator of cytochrome c oxidase 1. The record is from RefSeq and is a predicted model, not a curated record. Bases 179 to 1075 code for a protein of 298 amino acids. NCBI's taxonomy places the organism in Eukaryota, Metazoa, Chordata, Mammalia, Carnivora, Phocidae. Gene Ontology annotation, cellular component: mitochondrion. The transcript has 5 exons.